ACAAAAAUACAUUUUUAAAUCUAUUAACACUAUUAGAGACAUCUAUUAACUACAUUUUUAAAUUUACGAACUAAACAUAAAAACUAGCCUAAAUAAAUACGUCUGUGCAAGAAAGAGGUAACUCGUUUAGAAGAGUGUUGUCGUAGACGAAGCUUAUACCGCUCAUACGCGUUUAUUUUAUGAGUGUAUUUUAAGUUUGAUUUUUAAUCGCGAUGGUUAUAAAAAUUAAAAACUUCUGAAGGGACGGAAUGGUUUAAACGAGGAACAGGUAUACGAUUAAGUUCAAGAAAGUGUGACAUGUCAGUUAAAAAUGGCUGGCUGACCUUGAUCUUGAGGGAUGCAUAUUCUUCGGUAUUAGAAGUUUAGGAAUCUCGGGAAAUUUAGUGCUCGGGUCCUUCGGGAACAGGAUGGAAAUUGGACUCGAACUCAGACUUAGAUGGUAUACGAAGAAGAAACGUGAAAUAAAAAUGAAACUCCUAAUAGUAAUCUGUUGCUUCUUGAGCCUUGUAUUUGUUCAAAGUGAGGAAAUACAACGAGCAGUCACGAUUAAAACUGAAGAACAAUCGGACAUUUCAGCAUACCUUGCAGAUAUUUACGAUGCUAUUGAAUACGCUUACGAAAAUGGUAGUGGUUCUGAAGGUAGAAUGGACGCUUUGGAUCAGUAUUUAUUAUACAGGACUGAAGUACCAAAAAAAUGGAUUUGUAUUGAAAACGCCGAUGGACUUUCGCAUUUAUCCUCAGAAUUUUAUGGUUAUUUCAAGGUUACUAAAACUCUUUUAACUUACAGCGUUAAACUUAUUUGUUUAGAUUGUGAAUAAUAAUUAAGAUUUUUAAAUGUAUAAAAAAUACUUAAAUAAAUAUGUUUGUAUAAGAAG
Onthophagus taurus is the source of this 875-nucleotide messenger RNA. The record is from RefSeq and is a predicted model, not a curated record. NCBI's taxonomy places the organism in Eukaryota, Metazoa, Arthropoda, Insecta, Coleoptera, Scarabaeidae.